AUCUCAAAGAUAUCCGACAAGUUCCGUCAAAGUUACUAGUUAGUCACGCUGUUCGGACGUACAGGAAAAACAAUGUUAAUUUGUGUUGUUCUGCUUUUAUGAGUCUAGAAAAAGCAGCAUUUUAAUUUAUAUAGCAGCAUCGAUGUUUUUGUAAACACCCAGCAACAGACAAUCUCGUUUCGGACGUGUUCUAAACUUGUUGCAAAGCCUACUCUUUUCUUUGCCACUCGUGUGUGUUUCUUUCUCAGGUGUGUGUGGCUGGUGAUGAUGGAUUUAAAGGAUAAAGUUGCUGUUGUGACCGGAGCAGCUCAGGGUUUGGGCAGAAGCUUUGUCGAAAUACUCCUGAAAAAUGGGUCAAAGGUGGCUUUAAUAGAUGUGAAUAAAUCAGUGGGAAAUGAUUUGAAGACCACACUUGCAGAGGAGUAUGGACGUGACAGAGCUGAAUUUUAUGCUGCCGAUGUCUCAUCAGAGGAAGAUUUUAAAGGAGUUUUGGAAAGAAUUGUAGAAAAGUUUGGCCGCAUUGACAUUAUGUGCAACAAUGCAGGAAUCCUCAAUGAGAAACAGUGGGAAAAGACUAUAGCAAUAAACCUGGGUGGAGUGGUUAGAGGCACAUAUCUGGCUCUAGAACAUAUGAAGAAGGAAAAUGGUGGUAAUGGCGGAGUCAUUAUCAACAUUGCAUCUAUGGCAGGUCUAGGGCCGUUGCCAAUUGCGCCCAUCUACACAGCAACUAAACAUGGCGUGGUGGGAUUUAGUCGUGCCAUGGCGGCCGUUUCAAAGUUGGUUGACUAUGGGGUGAGAAUCAACGUCCUCUGUCCGUGGUUUGUGAACACCAGUUUUCUGUCCCUCAUGAAAUCAGAAGAGCACACCGGAAGUUUCUUUCCAUUGAAAGACAUGACGGAGAUGAUGAUGGAGAACAAAGGCUGUCUGGAGGUCGAUGCGGUUGCCAAGGCCUUCCUUGUUCUUGUGAAAGAUGAGAGCAAGAAUGGAGAAGUUCUGAUGAUCGAGCCUGACGGUGCAGCUUUUAUUUCCUUCCCUCAAAAGAGCGAAGACUUUCCAUCGACUCCAGUCAGUCUGGAGUAGCCAAUCAGCUUCUUAAAUCAAUCAAUGUGUAAAUUGAUUGAUUUACUUUUGAUAUAUUUUUAUCUGGCUUGCGAGGCAUUUGAAGGCGGCAUUUCUUCGGUGGUGCAUUUUUGAUUAUAUUACAAUCAUGAAUUUCAGCAAUUCCAUUGGUGUGUACAGCAUCGGUUGAGCAACGCGCAUUAAAUAAAAGUCCUUAACUUUUUUAUGUUCAAUUUACAAAAUGUAUAUAAUGAGUCCAUUUUCCAAUCCGUAUUUUUGUCGUAUCCUGAACCACUAUGGUACACCCAUAAAAAGUGUUUACAUUGGGACUAUUUUACACAGAGAAAAGUAGUUCCGGCUACACGGUUCUCUCCGAAAGACGCAUGAUUCUGUUAAUAAAUGCAAGUUUAUUAUCGCAAAAGUUUAAAAAAUUAAGCGUCACAUUGAUAAAGCCUCACAAAUAACAUGCAAGUAUUGAGGCCCUGGACAAGAGUAAUUUAAUAAUAGCCUUUCUUUCUUUUUUUUUUACCUACACACCAGUGUGAAUGGUUUUGCAUUUUAAAUAGAGCCAAUAUUUAGACUUCUCCUAGGCUAACGUUUUUAAAUUACAAAUGGCCUACUGAUGGUUUUGUUAUUGUAUUUUUAAUAUUAUAGGCUAUUAUUUGUGCAUAAACACCGUUUGUUUGAAAAAGAAAAUGUUGUCAUCCUUUCUGCAAGCUUACAAGAGCGAUAAUAUAAUUAAAUGUGAAGGGGGGCCCUAAAAUAUUUCUUGGGAAAAAGGGGGU
This is a messenger RNA of Pimephales promelas (fathead minnow), 1844 nucleotides long. Lineage: Eukaryota; Metazoa; Chordata; Actinopteri; Cypriniformes; Leuciscidae. The record is from RefSeq and is a predicted model, not a curated record.